GGCAGCAGCGCGAGCGCAGGUGGCAGAGUCCCUCAGUGAGCAGGAACCUUCCCCGGUCACAGUCGCUGCUCAGGUAUGAGCCAGUCCCGGGUUUAAACAGCUAGGACACACCGGACCGUUACCGGCUGAGGACAGGUUUCGGUUCAUGUUUGUUUGUUUCAAGCUCGCGGGAAGCCGUUCGGAUGAAUUAGUGCUGGCGCGUGCACCAUGCUGAGCGCCGUUAAGAUGGAGGGACACGAGCAUCCAGACUGGAGCGGCAGCAGCUACUACGGAGAGACCGAGUGUUACACCGCAGCAGGAAACAUGAACUCCGGUCUGUCCAUGAACUCAAUGAGCAGCUACAUGAGCGCGCCUGGCAUGACUGGCACCGGCCACAUGAACGCGCAUUACGUGAACCCGGUCGGGGUCAACCACUCCUCGAUGCCCGCCGGAGUGUCACACAGCCCCGGGGCCAUGGUGCAGGCCGGAGCCGGGAUAACGGGCCUGGGCACCGCGCUGCCGCCGAGCAUGAGCUCCAUCAGCCCGCCGCCGUACGGCAGCAUACCGGGGAUGAGCCCGGUGUACGGCCAGGCCUGCGGCAUCAGAUCCCGGGAGCCCAAACCGUACCGGCGGAGCUACACGCACGCCAAGCCGCCGUACUCGUACAUCUCCCUGAUCACCAUGGCCAUCCAGCAGUCCGGCAGCAAGAUGCUCACGUUAAACGAGAUCUACCAGUGGAUCACGGACCUGUUCCCGUUUUACCGGCAGAACCAGCAGCGGUGGCAGAACUCCAUCCGACACUCGCUCUCCUUUAACGACUGCUUUAUUAAGGUGCCGCGCUUACCGGACAAACCGGGGAAAGGCUCCUUCUGGGCCCUCCACCCGGACUCGGGGAACAUGUUUGAGAACGGCUGCUACCUCCGGCGGCAGAAGCGCUUCAAGUGCGGGAAACAGCCCGGUAAAGGUGACAAGGAGGCGGGGAAGUCGGGCCCGGAGGGCGGCUCGGUUACCACCAGCAGCACCGGCUCCGACUCCCCGCACUCCUCCUCCUCCUCCCCUCCGUCCUCAGAUGUGAAGGCAGCCGGUGUCGAGCUAAAACAGCACCGGGGUGAACUUUUGCCCUCCAGCCCUGUGCGCGUGCCCUCCCCGCUCGCGAACACCCAGCACCUUUUCUCCCAUCACCAUCACCACCACCACCACCCGCUGCUGCUGCACGAGGCCGCACACCUGAAGCCGGACCACUACCACCCCCACCCCCACCACCACUACUCCUUCAACCACCCGUUCUCCAUCAACAACCUAAUGUCCGAGCCGCAGCACCACAAACUGGAGCCGGUGGUGCAGUACGGAGGCUACGGCUGCCCGGUGUCCGGGGCGCUGGUGGCGGCCAAAACCGGCCUGGAUCCCGCUCACACCGACACCAACUACUACCGCGGCGUGUACAGCAGGCCCCUUAUGAACUCCUGAAAUACUUUUACAGUGAUAAAGCUUCGAUUUGUAUAUUUGUGAAUGUCAGAAAGGCCCUUUCAUCAGUCAUUGUGUUUGUUUAUGUGCAACAGAUAAAAAUCUUUAUAUGAAAACAGACUUUUUAUGCUUUAUUCACUGACUAAAUAAGCCCAAAAGUCAGUGUGCUCAUUUUUUUUGUCCUAUAGUUAUUUUCUGGCCAAAAGCUACAACAGAUGCAUCUUUAGUUUAUACAAGAGUGUAGGUUUUGUUUCAGUGUUUAAGGGCCACAUUUUGAGCCUCAAACACUUCAUUUCCUGCAGUCUGCUUAAAUGUUAUGCUCCACUUUUGCCUUUUCUGCAAUUUAUGGUGGAAAUAAUGUCAUGGUAGCCUACUUCUUCCUUCAAUCCUGCAUAUAGGUGCCUCAUCUUCCUGUUUUAAGGCAGUUUGCAACCAUUGCUUUUGAGGUUGCACACUGUGUCCACCUACUUAAAUGGAGGCACUGUCAAGUCUAGCAGUUUGCCAAAAUAAAAUAAAAGUCCUCUGCUA
Epinephelus moara (kelp grouper) is the source of this 1971-nucleotide messenger RNA. RefSeq names its product hepatocyte nuclear factor 3-beta-like. Bases 208 to 1446 code for a protein of 412 amino acids. Gene Ontology annotation, molecular function: protein domain specific binding; RNA polymerase II cis-regulatory region sequence-specific DNA binding; DNA-binding transcription factor activity, RNA polymerase II-specific. Gene Ontology annotation, biological process: cell differentiation; regulation of transcription by RNA polymerase II; anatomical structure morphogenesis. The record is from RefSeq and is a predicted model, not a curated record. The transcript has 2 exons. NCBI's taxonomy places the organism in Eukaryota, Metazoa, Chordata, Actinopteri, Perciformes, Serranidae.